AUGACCAAGAUUAUUAACAUUGAACAUUGUAAACAAUUUUUAAAACGAAGAUAUUCUGAAAAUAACUCUAUUAUGAUGAGAAUAAGAAUACCAAAUUUUCCAAUUAAGAAGAGGUUGAGAAUUCCCAAAUAGAAAAUUUCAGAAAAAUAAAUUAGUGCUUUUAAACCAUGUAAACCUCAAGAUGGAGUUAAUUUUCCAAAACUAUUCCAGAACGUCAUUAAAAACUAUGAUUUCCAUCAAAAUUACAUCUUGAUUCUAGUAUUUUCAAAGAAAUAGUUUAAGAGAAUGAAAGAAGGAUUACUUAAAUAGUAAAGCGAGGCAAAACAAAUUAUUAAAAUACGUUACUCAUGA
Paramecium tetraurelia is the source of this 351-nucleotide messenger RNA. RefSeq lists its product as uncharacterized. The record is from RefSeq and is a predicted model, not a curated record. NCBI's taxonomy places the organism in Eukaryota, Ciliophora, Oligohymenophorea, Peniculida, Parameciidae. The transcript has a single exon.